UUGAUGACAUCACGCAGGUCCUUCAUCCCUCUGCUCUCACACAUGCUGCAGGAUGGCCGGGCUGGAGCUGCUGUCAGAUCAGGGAUACCGUGUGGACGGGCGGAAGGCCGGGGAGCUGCGUAAGAUCCAGGCCCGGAUGGGAGUGUUCGCUCAGGCCGAUGGCUCGGCUUAUAUCGAGCAAGGGAACACCAAGGCGCUGGCCGUAGUGUACGGGCCCCAUGAGAUCCGAGGAUCUCGUGCCAAAACCCUCCACGAUCGUGCCAUGGUGAACUGCCAGUACAGUAUGGCCACCUUCAGCACCGGCGAAAGGAAACGGCGGCCACACGGAGACCGCAAAUCCACCGAGAUGACCCUGCACCUGAAGCAGACGUUCGAAGCCGCCAUCCUGACCCAGCUGUACCCGCGCUCUCAGAUAGAUAUCUAUGUACAGAUCCUGCAGGCAGACGGAGGCAAUUACUGCACAUGUGUGAAUGCAGCCACCCUUGCAGUCAUCGACGCCGGCAUCCCCAUGCGAGACUACGUGUGCGCCAGCUCUGCCGGAUUCAUCGAGGACACGCCGCUGGCGGACCUGAGUUACGUCGAGGAGUCGGCGGGAGGACCCCAAUUAGCUUUAGCCCUGUUGCCUAAAUCUGAUCAGAUCGCGUUGCUGGAGAUGAACUCGCGGCUACACGAGGAUCACCUGGAGCGCGUGAUCGAUGCCGCCAGCAAGGCUUGUAAGGACGUGUACGCCGUGCUGGAGCAGGUGGUGCGCGACCACUUACAGGAAGUCUCCGCUCUGGUGGGAGAUCGGGGGUCCGCAUAGUUUGUGACUCUUCUAGAGGGCCACUGUAAACACCGACAAGGCCCAGAGAAGUUUGGACUCUGAUUGCUAUAUUUUUCUAUGUUUUUGGGUUAAUAAAAUAAAAAUAACGUUU
This is a messenger RNA of Hyla sarda, 914 nucleotides long. It is a transcript of the gene EXOSC4, whose product is annotated as exosome component 4. Gene Ontology annotation, cellular component: nuclear exosome (RNase complex); nucleolus; cytoplasmic exosome (RNase complex). The record is from RefSeq and is a predicted model, not a curated record. Gene Ontology annotation, biological process: poly(A)-dependent snoRNA 3'-end processing; U4 snRNA 3'-end processing; nuclear mRNA surveillance. The coding region runs from base 53 to 802 and encodes 249 amino acids. The transcript is spliced from 3 exons. Lineage: Eukaryota; Metazoa; Chordata; Amphibia; Anura; Hylidae.